Homarus americanus (American lobster) is the source of this 1952-nucleotide messenger RNA. Its product is annotated as gonadotropin-releasing hormone II receptor-like. The record is from RefSeq and is a predicted model, not a curated record. Gene Ontology annotation, molecular function: G protein-coupled receptor activity; peptide binding. Gene Ontology annotation, biological process: G protein-coupled receptor signaling pathway. Lineage: Eukaryota; Metazoa; Arthropoda; Malacostraca; Decapoda; Nephropidae. Gene Ontology annotation, cellular component: membrane. The transcript is spliced from 5 exons.
CAUUCUCAGGUCUUAUUAAACGUCUGCUACUUCAGGAUCUACUUCUGCAGGAGGGGAGACUCUGAGAGCCUCUUCUACCUUGUGUCCGUCUGAGUGUUAAUUAUGUCCCGCACUACACGACUCGUUCCGGGACUUACCUGGCUUGUGUUGUCUUUUGUCUACACCAGAAACUGUGAAAGAUGUUGACAGUGUAAGCAAAGUGUAUAAGGAACAGGUGUAGUAAAUCAGGUGUAACAGGUUUAACAGGUGUAGUAAAUCAGGUGUAACAGGUUUAACAGGUGUAGUAAAUCAGGUGUAACAGGUUUAACAGGUGUAGUAAAUCAGGUGUAACAGGUUUAACAGGUGUAGUAAAUCAGGUGUAACAGGUGUACCUUAUGGGCAUGUAUAUCGACAAGCGCAACAACAUGGCAUCCCCAUUCCCCAACUCCUCUAUAUUGGAGAAGGUCCUCGGGGCCACUCACCACCACAAUCACCAUCACCAACACCACCAACAACAGCUCCUCGAGUCACCAUCGUGGCAGGAGGCCUCUGCUGCCGUCGCCGCCACCGCCUCCUUGGAAGACCCAAUCAUCGAACUCAAAUACCAAGAGAACUACGACAGCGCCUACAUCAGCUCCUCCGACUACCUGGAGCUGCUACAACAACAACAGUACUACCAGGGGGCAGAGUUCAACUUCAGCUGGGGCAUGAUGAUGAACUCCACCAACGGUACCAACAUGACCUCCUCCAUAUCAGAGGAUCUCACCCACAUCAACAUGACACAACUCAUAGCCUACUCCCUUCUCUUCCCCUUCGCCGCCAUCGGGAACUUGAUGGUCUUCGUGGCGCUGUUCCGCAACCGACACAGAAAAUCCCGCGUGAACAUGAUGAUAAUGCAUCUGUCACUAGCAGACAUGAUCGUCACCUUCGUCUUCCUGCCCACUGAGAUCACCUGGCACGUCACCAUCGAGUGGGUCUUCGGUAACUUCGGCUGUAAAGUGUACAAGUUCUUUUCCGCCUUCGGGUUCUACAUGUCAUCGAUGGUGCUGGUGUGCAUCAGCCUAGACAGGUACUUCGCCGUCCUACAUCCUCUCAAGGUCAAUGAUGCACAGAGGCGGGGCAAGAUAAUGCUCUUCUUCGCCUGGCUCAUCUCAGCGGUCAUCUCCCUCCCUCAGAGCGUCAUCUUCAACGUGCAGCCACACCCCGACUACCCAGAAUUCUACCAAUGUGUCACCUUCGGAUUCUUUAAUGCCAACAACAGCGGCCAGAUGAUGUAUACGAUAUUCUGCAUCUCUUUUGUAGUAAAGGCUCCUGCUGCUCCCAGCUUCAUUAUAAAGGCCCUAGGCUCCAGCAUAAAGGCUCCUGGUCACUAUAAAGGCCCUAGGCCCAGUAUAAAGGCCCUAGGCUCCAGCAUGUGUGCCCCAGGCUUCAUUAUAAAGGCCCUAGGCUUCAUUAUAAAGGCUCCUAGGCACCAGUAUAAAGGCCCUAGGCUCCAUUAUAAAGGCUCCCAGUCCAGCAUAAAGGCCCUAGGCUCCAACGACUACACGAGGGAGGAGCGCUACCACGGUCGACUACAGCUCCGACGCAGCAACAUGUCCAACAUCGAGAGAGCCAGGACCAGGACGCUAAGAAUGACGUUUAUCAUCGUCAUGGCCUUCAUCUGUUGACGCCCUACGCCUGCUACACUCUGGAACUUCAUCGACCCCAAGACCUUCUACAGUAUGAACAAACACCUCCAAGAUAUCCUGUUCAUUAUAGGCGUGAGUAACUCCGUCGUCAACCCUAUCAUCUACGGCCGCUACUCCAUCAGUUGUUGUCGAGACGUAUGGACCAAAUCUGGUGAAUUCUGCUGUUACUGCUGCUGGUGUUGGUGUUGUUCCUGUGCUUCCCACCAGCGCCUCGGCUCUGUACCCCCUACUAACAUUAACUCCUGUAAGAGUAAUGGCCACUGUCACGGUAUGUACCUGAUGUGA